Molecule: messenger RNA, 381 nt
Organism: Anisakis simplex (herring worm)
Lineage: Eukaryota; Metazoa; Nematoda; Chromadorea; Rhabditida; Anisakidae
Source: the annotation of a GenBank genome assembly
AUGCAAUUGGGUCAAUUGAUGUACGAUGAAUAUGUGACAAAACAGAAAUUCCUCAGUGCUAAUUAUUCAACGUACGAGAUAUUCUGUCGUUCAACCGACAUCAAUCAAACGUUACUCAGUGCCAAUGCGAAUUUCCUUGGAAUGUACUACAAUCGAGCGUCUGAAAAGCCUAUUGUCGACUAUCCAGACAUUUCGGAUUGGCCCAGUAAAUUCGUACCGAUAGCGAUCCAUACUCAGCUGCUUAAAACUGAUCACAUUGGAUACGUCAAUCCUGAAUGUCCUCGCAGGGAUUACCUAGAGAAUUUGGUUAAACAAACUCCGGAAGUUAAAAACUAUGUGAAAUCGGUGAAGGUGAAUAACUUCUCAUAUCGCUAUGUCUAA